AUGACCCCUCCAACCCCAAUCCCAAUCCCCCGCUUCGCCACAACCCAACUCGCCCUCCUCCACGAAGAACACGCCGCCGAAGUCUCCUCCUCAAAACUCGCCAGCACAGCUGCAACAGUCUCGCCAUCAACCCGCCGAACUCUCCAAGCAACUGGCUAUGCCCUAACAGGCCUGAUCCUCUCACAAUGCCGAACCGGUCUCGGCGGGCGCGUCGUCGGCGAGUUCGCCCCGGACCCAGCAGUUGCGUCAGAAGAGUCCCGGUCCGCGGAUGGAACGCCUCGACUUGGGUCGCAUGGGAUUCGCGUCGGGGAUGUUGUAAGGGUUAGUGAUAUUGCGGGGUCAGGGAAGAGGGCCGGCGGAAAGGACAAAGAUAGAGAGAGAGAGAAAGAUACGGAGAAGGGGGUUGAGGGCGUUGUCACGCGUACUGGUGAUCGCGCUGUGUGGAUUGCGUUUGGGCGGCAGGGUGGUGGGGGGAUGUCCAAGGAGGAGGAUGAGGCUGUGGAGGAGCUUUGGGGGAAGAAGGUGUGGGCUAUGAAGCUAGCUAAUGAUGUUACGUAUAGGAGGAUGAGGCAAACUAUGGAGAAGAUGGUCAAGAUGACGGAGACAGAAUACUCGCAUUUCAUGCGUGUUGCGUUUGGGCAUACGACACCGCUACAGCUGGAUUCGGAGGCGUGUGGACCUGUGGAAUUUACCGAUCCCACGCUCAAUGAUUCGCAGAAAGAUGCUAUUCGGUUUGCGCUGGCGGCGCGGGACAUUGCUUUGAUUCACGGUCCGCCGGGGACGGGAAAGACACAUACGCUUAUUGAACUGAUUUUGCAAUUGGUUCGGCGGAAAAAGCGCGUUCUAGUGUGUGGCCCGUCGAAUGUUUCUGUUGAUAAUAUCGUGGAACGUCUGGCUCCCAAGAAGGUUCCUGUUGUGCGUAUUGGUCAUCCGGCUCGUCUGCUGCCUUCCGUUCUUGAGCAUUCUCUUGAAGUCCUUACGCAGACCUCUGAUGCUGGGGGAAUCGUGAAGGACAUUCGCAAAGAGAUUGAUGAGAAACAGGCAAGUAUCCGCAAGACCCGGUCUGGUCGCGAACGACGAGGUAUUUACGAUGAUUUGAAGUUACUUCGGAAGGAGUUCCGACAGCGGGAGUCCAAAUGCGUGGACAACCUGGUGCGCGAGAGUAGCGUGGUGCUGGCUACCCUUCACGGUGCUGGAGGUCAUCAACUCAAGAACCAGAAAUUUGAUGUCGUUAUUAUUGAUGAGGCGAGUCAAGCUCUUGAAGCGCAAUGCUGGAUUUCUCUUCUGGGUGCAGAGAAGGUGGUUCUUGCUGGUGACCAUCUGCAAUUACCACCGACCGUUAAAUCCACUGGACAGAAGCCUAAGGAAAAUAAUUCCAAAGGCACCGAGGACAAGACGGACACCAAUACCGAUAUGGAGAUAUUGAAGGGUGUUUCUCUCGAACGCACAUUGUUCGACCGUUUAUUAGCCCUGCAUGGACCGGGGAUCAAACGCAUGUUGACCACUCAAUAUCGCAUGCAUGAGAAGAUUAUGCGAUUCCCCUCAGACGAACUCUACGAGGGCAAGCUGAUCGCCAGCGAUGCAGUCAAAGACCGUCUACUAAUCGACCUACCCUACGACGUAGAGGGCACAGACGACACGCAGGAACCCCUGGUAUUCUGGGACACGCAAGGUGGAGAUUUCCCCGAAAAGGCAGAAGAUGAAAUAAGUAAAAAAGGAGUCUUGCUUGGAGAUAGCAAAAGCAACGAGAUGGAAGCCAUGGUGGUCGCCAGACACGUGGACAAUUUGAUUAAUGCGGGCGUCAGACCCGAGAGCGUUGCCGUUAUCACCCCCUACAACGGACAAUUGGCUCUACUGUCGCGCAUACUACGAGAGAAGUACCCCGGUCUUGAACUUGGCAGCGUGGAUGGAUUCCAGGGCCGCGAGAAAGAAGCCGUCGUGGUGAGCCUGGUGCGCAGCAAUGCGGAACGAGAAGUGGGUUUCCUGGGCGAGAAGCGACGAUUAAAUGUGGCCAUGACGCGGCCCAAGCGGCAUUUGUGUAUCUGCGGAGAUUCGGAGACGAUCAGUCAGUAA
Molecule: messenger RNA, 2073 nt
Organism: Penicillium digitatum Pd1
Lineage: Eukaryota; Fungi; Ascomycota; Eurotiomycetes; Eurotiales; Aspergillaceae
Product: putative DNA helicase
Molecular function (GO): ATP hydrolysis activity; 5'-3' DNA helicase activity; RNA binding
Source: RefSeq, a predicted model, not a curated record